Microthlaspi erraticum is the source of this 708-nucleotide messenger RNA. Lineage: Eukaryota; Viridiplantae; Streptophyta; Magnoliopsida; Brassicales; Brassicaceae. The record is from the annotation of a GenBank genome assembly.
AUGGAGAAAAGGCAAGCAAAGAGAAGGAUAGUGUUAGUCCCACUUCCAGUACAAGGCCAUGUAACCCCCUUUAUGCAACUCGGGAAAGCCCUUUACAUGAAGGGCUUCUCAGUUACAGUUGUUCAAGGACACUUCCAUCAAGUAAGCUCUUCUUCUCAACAACAUGACUUCCCUGGUUUUCAAUUUAUCACCAUACCGGAAAGCUUACAAGAGUCCGAGUUCGAGAGACUUGGACCAAUCGAGUUUAUGAUGACGCUCAACAAAACUAGUGAGGCUAGCUUCAAGGACUGUAUUGGUCAUUUGAUGGUGCAACAUGGCAAUGAUAUUUCAUGUAUCAUCUACGACGAGUUCAUGUACUUUUCUGAAGCUGCAGCUAAGGAAUUCAAACUUCCUAGUGUCGUAUUCAACACUUCAAGUGCUACAAAUCAAGCUUGCCGUACCUUUUUAAGCAAAGUCAAUGCUGAGAAGUUCUUGGCCAACAUGGAAGAUCAUGAAGUGCAAGACAAGGUGGUGGAAAAUUUGCACCCAUUAAGAUACAAUGAUCUACCGGUUUCAGGAUUGGGGCCAGUAGAGCGAGUUUUGGAUCUCUGCAAGGAAGCAGUCAAGGAAAGAAGAGCUUUCGCUGUUAUCAUCAACACGGUGAGCUGUCUAGAGAACUCUUCUUUGACAUGGCUGGAACAAGAACUUGGAAUUCCGGUGUACUCUUGA